Messenger RNA from Triticum aestivum (bread wheat), 1741 nucleotides. RefSeq lists its product as uncharacterized. NCBI's taxonomy places the organism in Eukaryota, Viridiplantae, Streptophyta, Magnoliopsida, Poales, Poaceae. The transcript is spliced from 2 exons. Gene Ontology annotation, molecular function: protein binding. Bases 131 to 1741 code for a protein of 536 amino acids. The record is from RefSeq and is a predicted model, not a curated record.
UUGCGACAUUCUUUCCUUAAUCGCCGCGGCAAAAAUCUCGGCCGCGAUUCCCUCUCGCCCGUGGUUUUAAUCUAUGAUCUGUACUACUCGCUAGUCGCUAUUCCAUUCGCCGUGCCGGUGGAGGCUCGUCAUGGCCAGGAUACGGACGGGUCGAUCCCUGCGCCGGCGGCGGCGGUCAUCCCCCAGCGACGACCGGAUGAGUGCCCUCCCCGACGACCUCCUGCUCCUCGUCCUGCGCCGUCUCGACGCCCGCUCGGCGCUCGGCACCGCGCUGCUGUCGACGCGCUGGGCCCGUCUCCACCGCGAGCUCCCCGUCCUCGACUUCCGGGUCGGCAGCAUGCUCCCGCCGCGCUACCACAGACUGGUCCUUCUCCUUGACGACAUGGACAUAAAGGGGGCUUAUCUUCGGUUCAAAAGAAGGUGCGAGCUCAUGCCAAAAGUCAGGAGGUACGAGCGCGGUGCCAUGCGCGCACUAAGCCGCUCCAUCGAGAGCUUCUUGGACGACGAGGUCGUCCGAGGAGUUCGCCGUAGCGUGAGCAGGCUGAGGCUCGAGUUCUUCAUCAACCACAACCCCGGCUGCAUGAACAGGCUGAUCGCCAAGUCCAUCGACGAUUGGGGGGUCAGCGACCUGGAGGCUGUCGCCAAGCCGAUCUACUUCGAAGAUUCCAUCCACACCUUCCCCAGCCACGGCCUCUGCCACGAUCCUCGCGCAGAGAUCGAGGGACCUGUGACCAACACGUCGUGCCUGCGGAGCCUCAAGCUUGUAGGCUGCGCGCUCCCGCCGCUGCACGAGUUCAGCGCGCUCACCAUGCUCGUCCUGCAAGACAUUACGGGUUCGACGUCCAAGGCCGCCUACGAGGGCGUCUUCACCAUGUGCUCUCAGCUGCAGGUGCUGCAACUCAAGUCCUGCGAUUGCCGCUGGGAGGACAGGGACCUGGUGGUGGACGCCCCCAGCUCGCACAUCAGGGAGCUCGUCUUUGACAAGUGCACGUUGGGACGGGUGCUGAUGAGGGCUCUUCCUAACCUCGAGAGCCUAGCCUCCCGGGACACCGAUGCCAUGCUACAAUUCGAUCAGUCCACCUCGUUUCCCAGCCUCAGGCAAUGCAACCACACCACUAGCGUCGGUCUCUUUCGCACAAGAAUGGGACGGCCGCGUGAAUACAUUGGGCACCAGCGUGAGCUUGGCUCAUUCCUUGGGCGCACGCCGUACAUAACCAACCUCAUCCUCCGGUUCACCGGACCAAGACGAUGGGUCGUGCCGUCACCGUCUGGCUCCUCGUCGCCCUUGCUGCCCAAGCUGAGGAAACUGCUCGCCGCCGACGUGCCUUCCUCCUGGGACGUCUCGUGGCCCCGUCUCCUCCUCGAGAUGGCGCCAUCCCUCGAGACCCUUCACAUCCACAUCGCCCCUUGCAGGGAGAGGGCCGGGUGUGUCAUACCAUGGGAGCCCACCAAGCUUCGGCGGCGUCACUUGAAGGAGUUCGUGGUGGUUGGUUUUCACGGAACGAAGAGGCAGAUUUCCUUUGUGAAGUUUGUCAUGGGAGUGUCGACAUCGUUGCGCCGUGUAGCCUUGUUCAGGAAUGGGCGUGCUGAGGAGGACAAGGGGCACUGGGACUGGGUGAUGGUAACGGAGCAGCACUCAUGGACCAACAGGCAGAAGAACGCUACGCAGAAGAAGAUUAUGGAUGGGGUUUCUUUCUCCCGCCGUCCUGCGCAAUUUGUGUUUGCUGAUCCCUUCCUAUAG